CCACUCCGCCCCCUCCUCCACCUCCUCAUUCCUGCUGACUCCCUGCUCGCUGUCCUCUCUCGCCUCGUCGUCUUACCCCUGUCUGGAUGCCAGUAGCUGCUAGUCAUGGAGGAUGCAACAGUCACACACGAUGCAGAACCGUUAGUAAACAUACCUUUAACAUCAGCAUUACAAGACGAAGAAGGGGAAAAGGUGGGGGUGUUCACCGCACCUUCAACAUCUGUAUUACAAGAGGAAGAAGGGGAAAAGGUGGGGGUGUUCACCGCACCUUCAACAUCUGUAUUACAAGAGGAAGAAGGGGAAAAGGUGGGGGUGUUCACUGCACCUUCAACAUCUGUAUUACAAGAGGAAGAAGGGGAAGAAGUGGGGGUGCUCACCACAGACUCAGCAAUAGCAUUUCAAGAGAAGGAAGUGGGGCGGGUCACCACAGGAAGUGAAGAUAAUUGGGGGUCAAACAAAGCCCCUGCUGCGUUGGAACCAGUAGUGACGCAGCCCGGCCUUGGCAUCACCAAAACCACCAUCACCACCAUCACUCAGACUGGAGGGGACUGGAGCACUGGCCUGCUUGAUGUCUGCAGAGACAAGACAACAUGUAUUCUCGGGGCUCUCGUGCCGUGCUGUUUAGACCUGAGUUUAGCUCACCAAUACGGGGAGUGUCUGUGCAUGCCUCUACUACCAGGAUCCACUUUUGCCAUUCGAGUUGGGAUCAGAGAGCGCUACAAGAUACGGGGAAGUGUGUGUGAGGACUGGACUACAGUGUAUUGCUGUUACCCUCUGGCUGUAUGUCAGAUGAUAAGAGAAAUGAAGUGGAGGAUGAAGACUCAGACAUAUCAUGUGUCUACUACACUCGAAUGCUCCUAAAGAAACAGCAAAUGAGAUCUUUUUUUUUCUUCUUUUUUUCAAUUUAUCAUAAAUGUGUGAAGAGCAGCAGAGAUUACUGGUAUGAACAAUAGGAUGAAUCAUUACUCUGAGGUUUGAACUUGCCCCUGAGGGCUUCUUGAAUAAUAAAAAACAAGCCUGUGAUACAAAUUCUUAAAAGUGAUAGAAAAGGGAAAACUUAAAGUAAUGGCAUACACUGUGUUAAAGGUACAUCUGUAAGACGUGAACCAACACAGAUGAGUUUCUUGCCUUUGUUCAAUUGCAGAUAUUUUUAAAUGUAGUUAGUUCAAAGAUCGUUAAAAGCCAUUAAAUCUGGAUUAAUGCAUAUAGAAUAAUGCAGAGCAGUUUUUUUAUGAAGGUAUUGAUCCGAUUAAUUAUAUUUGAAAGAUCAGCUUAACCAACUUUUUACUGCAGCAUUAAAUUCCGGCACUUAUAAUUCUUAAAUCAUCUAUAAUUUUGGUUUUAGAAACAGCCUGGGUUAACUUCUGUGACUGAGGUAACUGCGCGCCAUUUUACAUAAUGAAAAUUUAGAAAGACUCAAGUAAGUUUAGCUUUUUACAAUGCCUGUUACCUACACCACUGAAGCCGCUAUCACACAGACACUUUUAACACAUCAAUAACUAGAACACACACAGAAACAAGAUGAGCUCCUUACAGUUAAAAAAAAGGAUGUGUGAUUGCAUUAGGAAUUUGUACUUAAUAUUGGGAAACUUUAAUAAUGGAGAACAACAAAACACAUCAAAACAAACUAAAACACACAUUCAUUAAAAAAAAAAAAACUAAAUAUAUUCUUUCUGUUUUCGUAAUCUCUUGUCAAAAUAUGCAGUUUUACUUUUUAAUUUUUUUUAUAUAUGUAAGGGAAUUUUACUGUUUACUGGUGUUGGUGCUAAGUACCAGCCCUGCACAGGUUGGCACAUAACAGGCUGAUUUUUUAUUUUUUUUUUUGAUAAUGUAAUGUUUCCUCAUGCGGCCAUUCUGUUAGUGCAUAAUCAUGCCUGUCUAAACUGAAAGAUGAUUUUAUCCAAGAUUAAUAUAAUGUUUGUAAUCAAUACAUUCAUUGACUAUAGUAAUAUAUUCUUACAUGUAACCAGUCUAGACUUUUAAACAUUGUUCCAGUGGUUGUUCUACUCACAACAAAGCUUAACACUGUCUGCUAUGUUUUGUACCUUUUGCAAUUUCUUGAUGUUUUAAACCUUAUUGCUGGGCAAUAAUGAGAUGAAAGCACAGACUCCAUAUAAAAGAUAUGUUUGAACAUGAAGUCACCCCCUGGUGAGUGCAGAAAAAUUG
Maylandia zebra (zebra mbuna) is the source of this 2166-nucleotide messenger RNA. RefSeq names its product PLAC8 like 1 (gene plac8l1). NCBI's taxonomy places the organism in Eukaryota, Metazoa, Chordata, Actinopteri, Cichliformes, Cichlidae. The record is from RefSeq and is a predicted model, not a curated record.